GCCUGGAUGCCUGCCCUAGAAUCUUCGAGUAGAUAUUGAUGUUGGGAAUAAAUUUCAUUUCCAAAUGAAAUUUUUAAGCGUUUGACAUUAUUUUGGAGAAACUUAAAAAACCAGACACAGAUCAUUUACUUACGUCGUGUUGCUUCCCCAAAGUCACGCAAUCCACAGAAUCCAUUCAGUCGGAUGAAGUUAUUUGGUGUUAAAACUUGCGAAAGAUCGAACACGGGGCAUGGACUAGUUUUGCAUUCGACAUGAGAAAGCGUGAUAAGGAAGUGUUUUAUAAACUUCGUGUUCUGUUUCCAUACUAUUGGUGACAGAUACUUUCGGAUUUUUCUUCCAUCUUUAAACUUACGGAACGGGCCUUUAUGAGCGCGAUUGGUUGGAGCAACGGCUCAGAUUUGAACACAGUGGAGUAGAGUAAACCGAUGGGAUCAGUUUCUCUGUAGACGGAACUGGUUGACGGCCGGGUGAUAUAGCUAAGAACCACCCAUUGUUGAAAUCACUUCAGCUUCUUCAAGUCCGCGAAGGCGACGAAUUUUAAUCCUUUGGUAAAAGCCAUAAGACAUCAGAUGUCAACGAUGGAACACUACCAGCAAUAUAGUGUUACCACAGCGUUUGUUUGCCCUUUAUAUAUCCUCACCGUGAUUGUGGGAUCCCUCGGCAAUGGCUUGGUAAUCUAUUCUUAUGUGACCGACAGCUCCAUUCGAAAAGCGUUUUACUUUCUCAUCACUAACUUGGCCAUCGCCGAUCUUUUGAUAUCCCUCCUUUUUACACCAAUGCUGUUCAUCUAUCGAGUGUACGCCAAGGCCGAGCUUAUAGCAUACACACCAAUCUGCGAGAUCAGUCUGUUUCUCUCCAUGUUCAGCAUUUCCCUGAUGUACUUUGUCUUUCCACUGUUGGCAUAUCAUCGAAAAGAUGUCAUGUUGCGACCACAAAAUCCCAGGCUCUCUCUGGUCCAAGCACGCCUGAUAGUGUCCAUAUUCUGGAUCCUAUGCAUCGUGUCCGCUGUGUUUAUGGUCCUCAUGGCCCGAAAUGAGUUUACGAGUGGUGACCCGUCACCAAAGCUCUACCGCUGCUUGCUGAUUAACCAGCGUCUGGAUACAUAUGCAAAGGUCUUCCUCGGGUACUCGGCGACCCUGUAUGGCCUAUCUAUUGCCUUUACAGCCAUGAUCUACCUGCAGAUAUUUUGCACCUUGCGAACCCACCUUGAAGGAGUGAAUGGAUCGGCGGACGAGCGACAUACUACCAAGUUGUGCUUCUGGAUAGCAAUCGUGUACACCGCAUUCUGGACUCCGUUCCUCCUUGUUCAACUUGCCGGUAUCUUCGGUACCUACACAGAGCUUUAUUUCAAUCUUCACGGCUGUUCAUCUGCUAUUGGGGUCCUUGGGUCAGCAGUGAACCCACUGCUGUAUGCUGUCAUGAAUCCAUAUUAUAAGACCAGGAUGUGCGACUUGUUCAAGCGACUGACUUGCCGCGAAACGGCUCCGACCGUGACAGAGGAAAUUUAGAAACUAAAAGUUUUUGUCCAGCAAGUGACGAAAGAGUUAUAAGUAUACAAUCUUUCCCGGGCCAAUGUGGUGUACAGGAAAAAAGUACGGUUUAAGUUUUAAAGUCGUAUUUUGAGGGGAUGGCUGAUGCUUUAAAUGGAGUAAGUUAACUGAAAUUUUAACUGAGUUAGCGUUCGUUUGAGAAGAAAUGCUGUUUUGACCAGCCAAAAUAUGGUAGACAAAUUCAAAUAGCAAUACCACCUUUCAUUCUCUCUGCCCUGCUACUAUUUACAAAUAAUUAAGUUAUUGUCAUAUGUAAAACAUGUAAAUUGUUGUGAUAGUUUGGGGAAGGUAGUAUUGGAGUGAAUAAAGUGUUUCUUGAUGACCAAAUAAACGAUGUAACAAAGAGA
This is a messenger RNA of Stylophora pistillata, 1897 nucleotides long. Its product is annotated as opsin-3. The record is from RefSeq and is a predicted model, not a curated record. Gene Ontology annotation, cellular component: membrane. Gene Ontology annotation, molecular function: G protein-coupled receptor activity. NCBI's taxonomy places the organism in Eukaryota, Metazoa, Cnidaria, Anthozoa, Scleractinia, Pocilloporidae. Gene Ontology annotation, biological process: G protein-coupled receptor signaling pathway.